AUGAGGCUUUCAGAGACUAGUAAUAUCUCUGGUACUGUGAGGGAAUUCAUCUUGCUUGGUUUCCCCUGCCGCAGGGAGACUCAAAUCCUCCUCUUUGUACUGUUUUCUAUGAUCUACACCCUCACUAUUGUGGGGAACACAUCCAUUAUCUGUGCUGUGUGGUCAAGCCGGCAGCUCCACACACCUAUGUACUUGCUUCUAGCCAACUUCUCCUUCUUAGAGAUGUGUUAUGUUAGUUCUGAUGUGCCCAAACUCUUAGCGAACAUCCUCUCUCAGAAGAAGACCAUCUCUUUCGCUGGCUGCAUCCUCCAGUUCUACUUCUUCUUCUCAAUGUGUGCCUCUGAAGGUUACUUUCUCUCUGCAAUGGCAUUUGAUCGAUAUCUCGCAAUCUGCAGGCCACUACACUACCCCACCAUUAUGACCCAAAGCCUCUGUGCUAAGCUGGUCUUUCUCUGCUGGUUGGGUGGCUUCCUUUCUAUAUUGGUUCCUGCAAUUCUUAUGUCUCAGGUGCCUUUCUGUGGUCCGAACGUCAUUGACCACUUUUUUUGUGAUUUAGGGCCACUGCUGGCUCUGUCCUGUGCUCCAGUCCCCAAAACUACUCUGACAUGUGCCACUGUUAGUUCUCUCAUUAUCUUUAUUACUUUCCUCUAUAUUUUGGCCUCCUAUACUCGAGUCCUGAGAGCAGUGCUAAAGGUACCUGCAGGCACAGGAAGGAAUAAGGCUUUCUCCACAUGUGCCUCUCAUUUUGUUGUGGUGUCUCUCUUCUAUGGCUCAGUCAUGGUAAUGUAUGUGAGUCCGGGGUCUAAGAACCAACCUGGAAUGAGGAAGUUUGUGACCUUGUUCUAUUGCAUGGCAACUCCAUUCUUCAACCCCCUGAUCUACAGUCUCCGGAACAAAGACAUGAAGGAUGCCUUAAAGAAAGUCUUGAGUGGAUUGUCACAAGACUUUCCUAAGGGACAUGAAAAAUGA
Molecule: messenger RNA, 969 nt
Organism: Gracilinanus agilis (Agile Gracile Mouse Opossum)
Lineage: Eukaryota; Metazoa; Chordata; Mammalia; Didelphimorphia; Didelphidae
Product: olfactory receptor 11H6-like
Exons: 1
Coding region: 1-969 (322 amino acids)
Biological process (GO): G protein-coupled receptor signaling pathway
Cellular component (GO): membrane
Molecular function (GO): G protein-coupled receptor activity; olfactory receptor activity
Source: RefSeq, a predicted model, not a curated record